GGGACAGCGGGCACGGCGCCGGGGACAGCGGGGACGGCGCCGAGGACAGCGGGCACAGCGCGGGCCCGGCCGAGCGGGACAGCGCCGGGGCGGCUGGUACGUGGCACCAACGUUCUCCACUUGGCUCCGUGGCUGUGAGGAAUGGCAACAGAAGAUGCGGACAGGAAGACCGAAGUGGUACUGCUGGCCUGUGGGUCCUUCAAUCCCAUCACCAACAUGCACCUGAGGCUGUUUGAGCUGGCUAAAGACUACCUCCAUGAAACAGGAAAAUACAAAGUAAUCAAAGGCAUCAUUUCACCAGUGGGUGAUGCAUAUAAGAAGAAAGGUCUGAUCAGUGCGAAUCACCGUGUGACUAUGGCAAAACUGGCCACAAAAAACUCAGAUUGGGUGGAAGUUGAUGAUUGGGAAAGCUGCCAGAGCGAGUGGUUGGAAACACUGAAGGUUUUAAGGUAUCAUCAUCAAAAGCUUUUAUCUGCUGAUGUCACUAAUAGUCUGCAGGAUGCUGUACCCAUAACAAAGCUGGGACGGAAGAGAAAACAGGAACCAAAUAGGCGUGAGCCCAUUAAAAAGAAAAAUCAGAGUCCGGUUGUAAAAAGUGUCCCACAGGUUAAACUGCUUUGUGGAAGUGACAUGCUAGAAUCUUUUGGGAUCCCCAAUCUGUGGAAGUUGGAGGACAUCACUGAAAUUGUGGAAAAACACGGCCUUGUGUGUGUCAGUAGGGCUGGAAACAACGUUCAGAAAUUCAUCUACGAAUCUGACAUUUUGUGGAGACAUAAGGAUAACAUUCACCUUGUGGAGGAGUGGAUCACAAAUGAUAUCUCCUCCACCAAGAUCCGGAGAGCCCUGCGGAGGGGCCAGAGCAUUCGGUACCUGGUGCCGGACGCGGUCCGGGCGUACAUCGAGAGGAACCGGCUGUACAGUCCGGAGAGCGAGGACAGGAACGCAGGGCUGGUCUUGGCUCCCUUGCAGAAACAUGCCAGUGACCCCAGGAGCUCACAGGCGCUGAGCAACUGACUGACUGUCUGCUGAGAAAAUCACUGCGGUUCAGUACAGGAGAGUGUUUCCCAGGGGGUGCUUGGGGGUUUUUCCUAGGUAAACAGUGGGCUAAUUCCGUACAUAUGGGGUUAGUAAUGGGGUUUGGUGCACUCGGUGACUGGACCUGCACAGCCUUUUUCAAGUCCAGUAAUAAGAUUUUCACGUUUUAAUGUUUUGUCCCAGUGCACUGAAGUGAGUAUCAGAAUUCACAUCAGUACAUGAAAAUUGCAAAUGUAUAAGCAAAACAAAUGAAUGUUCUGAUUAGUUUUAACUUAAACUGCUCUAUUUAUAAAACAAUAACACAAAUAUUUUUUAAUAACUUACAGUGUCUUAACAAAGUUAUCUGGUUUCAAGAUGUACCAUUUACUUAGAGUAAAUGUAUGUAAUUUUUUUUUUUUUUAAUUGUCAACAUGUGAUUCACCUCAAAAAAAUUAUUUAGCUCUAUCCUGGAAGGGAAGAAUUUCGUCCUGGCUGAAGUGGUGCUAGAUAUAGCAUGCUUUGAGCUGCUUGCCUUUGAGUUAUGCAGCUGUUUGUUUGUUGUCGUGCAGUUUGCUUCUAGAAAUGUCUUGUACUUUACUUUUCUUUUCAUGUUUCCAGGGCUGUAAUAUUAAGCUCAGUAUUGUUUCUGAUGGAAGGACCAACCUGCCUCAGGAACUGAUUUAAAGCCAUUGAUUUAAUGGAUAGAAAUUAAUAAUAGUGUCAUUGCACUGAUUCUCAGACACUUGUCCCUUAAUUACAAAUAAUACAUUUAUUUCAAAUAAUAAAGUAUCUUUUAAUUUUGAGCCAUAAGUAGAAUAUAAUUAUAUACAGCCAGAAUUGUUUUCUGUUACUAGAGAGAAAAUGGGAGAAUAUCAUUACUGAUCAUAAGUGAAAUAUUUUUUUUUGCUAGAAAUCUGGUUUUGAAUGUAACAGUGUAUUGUCUAUAUUAUGUGAACAUAAGCUAGAGAGACACUGUGGCUGUUGUGGUGAUAGAAUUUUAUCUCCCUUUAUUUGCUGCUAUCUCAUUUUUGUUUGGAUUAUGUGCCUUGUUAAGAAUGCCAAGGUUUGCAAGCCACUUUCUCAUGGGUCAACAGCUCUUUCAUGGGAUCUCUACGAGAAGACUCUGGUCACGCUUUUCAGAGGAACAAAGCCAGCUGAAAGUGACACUCUCCAGGCAGGCAGGCAGGCAGGAUGCUGUUGGGCAAGGCUGGGAGUAGGGACGUGUUCCACGGCCGUGGCUGGCUGCUGGCUAUGGCCCCCUGGUUUUACUGGUGCAGCACUGGAAGUACUGCACACGGGGCAUCUCCUGUUCCAGUUCCACUCCUGUUCCACAGCCAGUGCUGCGGCUGUUCAGGGAUGGCACACAGGUCAAACCUGCAGGAGUGGACUCUUGUCAGACCUUAAAGAGCAACGGGGCCCUUUCACCACGCGUGUCAUUUAGACUCAAAAUAUUUUAUUAAUGCUGCAGCAGCAGCAGGACCCACUUGAUCUGCUUCUGUAAUUAGACCACGUCCCUAAGAGAAUGUGUUAGAUGCUCAGUUCUUCAGCAACUAGGAUGGAAAUGGCAAAAAGUAUUUCCACCAAAGUAAAAUCAGAAAUUUGAAGGGAGAAAGAAAUGAACCAUCAUAUGAUGUGGUCAGGGCAAUAGGCAGUUCUUAGAAGCUCCAUAGGCAAUUCUGUGGCUGAGGCUUGUAACCCUGGUGCCCUUUAGAGGUCUUUGUGUGAGGUUUAAGUACUGAUUUGCAGAAAGAAGGACCACACCGCACACCAUCUGCAAAAUUUAAAUUAAAAUGUUACAUCUGGACUUUGACACAGGAGUUAUCGAGUGCUGACUUCUCUUUGCUUGCAAGAGUCAGUAGUAUUGCAACAGUGCUUUACUACCAUAACCUCAGAACACCAAAUUGUGGGUGAAAUGUUACUGUUUGAGUGGAGAGGGAACAGUAAUUUUCAUUUCUUGGUGGCAUUCCUGGUUUAGUGUAGGCUAGAGAACAAUAUCCAGCUGCAAACAGGAAAGAAGCUUUGACGUCCUGAGUUCCUACUUGCAUGAUUCUGUGAGUUGUAUGGAUCAAACUGCCAGCUCCAAAAACAGAGCUACACUUUGGGGAAACUUCUGUGCAAAAUAUUGUCCUUCUUAUUCAGCCUAACACAAGUCAGUAAAUAAAUAAAUGUAGUAGGUAAAGGUGUGUUUCCUCACCUCUAAGUCCCUUGUUUCCUCACUUACAAAUUCCUUAAGUCCUUUCUCUUCAAAGUAGAACAUUUUUUAUUCUCUUUUCAAAACACAUUGCUGGGUCAUCAGGGAUUUCUAUCAUUUCUUUGCUGAAGGUGAAGUCCAACACUGAAGCUUCAUCUCCAUCGUGUGCUCUACUGCCUGUGUGUUCUGCCAUAAUGUGUGGCAUCUAAUAAAGCAUCAGUGGGAACA
Hirundo rustica (Barn swallow) is the source of this 3433-nucleotide messenger RNA. It is a transcript of the gene NMNAT1, whose product is annotated as nicotinamide nucleotide adenylyltransferase 1. The record is from RefSeq and is a predicted model, not a curated record. The coding region runs from base 142 to 1014 and encodes 290 amino acids. The transcript has 5 exons. Gene Ontology annotation, biological process: NAD+ biosynthetic process. Gene Ontology annotation, molecular function: nicotinate-nucleotide adenylyltransferase activity; nicotinamide-nucleotide adenylyltransferase activity. Lineage: Eukaryota; Metazoa; Chordata; Aves; Passeriformes; Hirundinidae.